CUCUCACCAUGGUGUGUAUUCAUCUAGAAUAGGAAUAAUAAAGUCACUGUUCCGCGAAGGUCGAUGUAUUUUGUAGCUUCCAACCAUAUACUAGUCAUAUUGGUUGCAACAUCACAGCGGCGCAACCACCAUUUUGAUAUUCCAUGCAUCUCACCCCGUUUUGAGAUAGGGUGUGAAUGAUCUCGUCUCUCAGCAGAAAUCACAUCAUUGUUUUUAUCCAGGGGGAAAAAACGAGUCAAAUUUCUUCAAAAUGGCUAAAUUUGUUUGCAUAGUUGCUUUAAUGACUGUUGCUGUUGCCAUAACACAGGCGUUUCCGAUGCGAGAGAUGUCGGAAAAGGAAGCUCUCCUAAGAGAAAUACUGAAAAUGGAUGAAAAGUUUUGGGAUACGCUGUUCGGUGGCGACGACGAGGAAACGACCGAAGCACCAACCACAACACAACCCACGACAGAGGCGACAACCACAGAAGCGCCUGUCCCAAUUGUGGCAAUCAACAAACCAUACUCGGAUCUUACCUCAGCCCAGCUGUGCGGCAUGAUGCAGGGGUUGUACAAGAGAAGGGAGACCUUGGAGACCAAACGGGACGUGGUGAUCAACAUGAUGUACAAUCUCUGCUUCCCGCCAUCAGGUCUCGACGCUGCCGCAGUCUUGGCCAUGUUCAGCGGGAUCGCGCCGGACAUCGCGCCUGAAAGUCCUUGGGUGGAAGAAGAAGAACAGGAAGUAGAACCAACCGAAACAGUCGCAGAGGAAGAGGAGGAGGAAGGUGAACCAUCUCGUUGGAAGACGCUGAUUGAUCAGUUGAAAGAAGCUCAAAACAAGAACACAGGAACAGAAGAGGAGACGGGUGGUGAAACUGGAGCUACUGACACCGGAGCUGAUGCAAACGAUAACACAGGAACAGAAGAGGAGACGGGUGUUGAAACUGGAGCUACUGACACCGGAGCUGAUGCAAACGAUAACACAGGAACAGAAGAGGAGACGGGUGUUGAAACUGGAGCUGCUGACACCGAAGCUGGUGCUAAUGCUGACACCGGAGCUGACACUAACACUGACCCUGUUGCUGACACCAAUGCUGAUGCAGGGACUGGGAAUGUUGCAGAUACUGAAGCCGGUGCUGGUGCUGACACGGCUCCCACCAACGAAGAAGGCGGAAUGGCAGAAACUCAACCAGCAUCAGCCAAGCGAUUCGCAGAUGAGGAACUAUUGGAACUACUUCUGAAAGCAGUUGAACUAAACCGUGAAAAACACAACAUCUAGAACUUCUUAAAAAUAUAAAAUCUUUUACGUGUUUCAAAAGAUAGCUUUGGCGUCAUUCCUGAUAAAUCUUUAUUCUAUAAUGCUUUAUCAUUGAAGACUUUCCGAUAUUAAAACCAAAUUAUUUGGUAUAAGUUAAAAAAAGAAGAAGCUACACCCAAGGAAUAGGGACAAUGAAGACAGUAUCUCGGGAAAACAUUGUAUAAAGAUUGGAUCUUAGGGAUUUGUUUUCAAUUCAUAUAGGAGAAACAGAAAACCAAUAGUUACUCAGUUUUACACCCGAUUAUAAAAUAUGAUGUAACAAAUUAAUACUUCGCGCAAUUUAUAUGGGAUGGAUUUUUUUCGUGACUUGACUAUAUUUUAAAAAGAUUAGUCUUGUCACGGUUUUAUAAAGCAUCACAAUCAGUGCUCUAUGAUCUAGCUCUUUGUAACAUCAUUUUGUUUAAUUGUCUUUAUUAAAAAAAGAAGAAGAAAUUCAUAUAUUUGCUGCGGUGUAAGACCGAUUCUCUUUAUAGAUCAACAGUUAUGCAACGUGCUAUUCUAAUCCUUUUUCAUUUUGCACAUAAUUAUUUACGCUCCCGAUUAUACUUGUUCUUCAGUUCUUAUGACCAACAAUAGGAUAUAAAAAUGUGGUAUGUUGCAUUAUAUUCGAUGCAUAAAGUGGAAAAAAAUACAAAUAAUAUCUAACAUAAACACUUUUAAUAAAAUAGUUUACAAUAACUAAACAUUAGACUUAUUCGACCAUUUCCUAAUUAUAUAUGUAGAUGAACAUAUAUAUAUUACAUUCUAGUUGCACCGAACUGAGAUUUCAAGUCAUUCUGUUUUAAGAGUGUUUAACAACGAUGACACAGCCUUGGGCUUUAAAUGAUAAGAAUAUGAGCUUCGAUGUUAUUUCUGUUUAUGUAAACAAUAUACUUAAUGUGUAGAAUUUUUUGGAAAUAACUGUAUAUAUUGAACAACUCCGAUGUCUUUCAAAUACAGGCAAGAUAAAAUUCUUCAGUCUACAAAACGCUGAAGAGUGUAACAAUCAGUACUCAAUAAAAUACUUGAAAACGUUAA
Lytechinus variegatus (green sea urchin) is the source of this 2311-nucleotide messenger RNA. RefSeq names its product cell wall protein IFF6-like. The transcript has 2 exons. The record is from RefSeq and is a predicted model, not a curated record. NCBI's taxonomy places the organism in Eukaryota, Metazoa, Echinodermata, Echinoidea, Temnopleuroida, Toxopneustidae. The coding region runs from base 251 to 1255 and encodes 334 amino acids.